AUGUUGCAGAUUGGGCUGGAGCUCAGUCUCUUAAGCCUGAGCUGCAGUGUCUACACCAGCAGGUUUCCAGUUUCCAAACUCGAUGUCAUUUCCCAGCUGGAACGAGGGGAAGAGCCGUGGGCCCCAGAUCUCCAGGGCUCAGAGGAAAGAGAGAUCCUGAGAGGCAGUUGCAUGGGUGAGGGGAUGGUGAGAGAGACCAUGGAGCAGAAGCCUCAGCAGGAAGAGGAGCAAGUGAAAGCACGUGGGGUGUUGUUGCAAAGAUGCAAAGGGAGUGUGUCCAGGAGUUGUGAGCAGGGAAAAGGCUCUCAGGGGCAGCACAGGCCAGAAAAGCGGCAGGGAAACCAGCCAGUGCGGAAAGUUGGAAUAUCUGUAAAUUAUCGGGAAACUCACAAAGGCUUCAAGGAAGCCACGGCCCACCAGAGAAUCCUGACGGGAGAGAGAAAUAACACGGGCUUUGAGUGUGGGGAAAAGUUCAAGAGGCACUCACACCAUCAGAGAAUCUACGCUGGAGUGAGACCCCAUGAGUGCUGCGAGUGUGGGAGAACCUUCACUGAGCGCUCACGCCUUUUAAGCCAUCAGAGGAGCCACACAGGUGAGAAACCCUAUAAAUGCGGUGAGUGUGGGAGAACCUUUGCUCGGAGCUCAACCCUUAUUACACAUCAGAGGAGCCACACAGGAGAGAGACCCUACGAAUGCCAUGAGUGCAGGAAAACCUUCGCUCAGAGCUCACAUCUUAUUCGCCAUCAGAGGAUCCAUACAGGGGAGAAACCCUAUAAAUGCUGUCAGUGCGGGAAAACCUUUGCUCGGAGUUCACAGCUUACUACACAUCAGAGGAGCCACACAGGGGAGAAACCCUAUAAAUGCCGUGAGUGCGGGAGAACCUUUGCUCGGAGCACAACCCUUAUUAUACAUCAGAGGACCCACACAGGAGAGAAACCCUAUGAAUGCCAUGAGUGCGGGAAAACCUUUGCUCAGCUCUCAGGCCUUAUUACACAUGAGAGAAUCCACACAGGGGAGAAACCCUAUAAAUGCCAUGAGUGCGGGAAAACCUAUGCUCACUCCUCACACCUUGUUACACAUCAGAGAAUCCACACAGGGGAGAAACCCUACGAAUGCUGUGAGUGCGGGAAAACCUUCGCUCGGACCUCACACCUUACUGCACAUCAGAGGAGCCAUACAGGAGAGAAGCCCUAUAAAUGCCCUGAGUGCGGGAAAACCUUCACUCAGAGAUGUGGCCUUAUUACACAUCAGAGGAGGCAUACAGGAGAGAGAGCCUAUAAAUGCCGUGAGUGUGGGAAAACCUUUGCUCAGUGGUCAGGCCUUAUUACUCAUCAGAGGAAUCACACAGGAGAGAAACCCUAUGAAUGCUGUGAGUGCGGGAAAACCUUCCCUUGGAGCUCAUACCUUAUUGCACAUGAGAGGAUCCACACUGGAGAGAAACCCUACGAAUGCCGUGAGUGCGGGAAAACCUUCACUUGGAGCUCACACCUUACUAGACAUCAGAGGAGCCACACAGGAGAGAAACCCUAUAAAUGCCGUGAGUGUGGGAAAACCUUUGAUCAGAGCUCACACCUUACUAUACAUCAGAGGAGCCACACUGGAGAGAAACCUUAUGAAUGCCGUGAGUGUGGAAAAACCUUUGCUCAGAGCUCAACCCUUAUUACACGUCAGAGGAACCACACUGGAGAGAAAACCCUAUAAAUGCUGUGUGUGGGGGAAAUUCUUCCAUCACAACUCUUCUCUUAUUUAUCACCAGAGAAACUGCAAGGGAGAUAAACACCAUGAAAAUCUUGUCUGGGUCUCAAAAGAUUUUUUUUUCCUUUUGCAAAUUCCCAAGUAGUGAACUUUAAGGCAGCAUUUAUGGUGUCUCUGCUCCUUCACGUGAGUUGCCGGCUUUUCCCUUUUACAGCUCAUCCUUCCUUGGAGUGAAGCCCACAGUGUUUUUCAUCAACUCCUUUGUUCUGCGUCAUGGAAGUGUGCAUCCCUCGAGGGAUGUCCAUCAGCCCCAGGUGGGGGAACCAGGAGUGACCUUUACUAGGUACAUGGAGGUUAAAUCUACCUGGGCCUUGACCUCACUAGAGUUUUCCAUGGAGUUAGCUAGACUGAAUUAGGGAUCCUGAUAUAAAAACACAACUGUUUUUUUUCAGUGAAGAAAAUAGCCUAUAUAGCGGCCAGGGUAACGUAGCAAAUUUCCUCACCACUGGACACA
Molecule: messenger RNA, 2209 nt
Organism: Gopherus flavomarginatus (Mexican gopher tortoise)
Lineage: Eukaryota; Metazoa; Chordata; Testudines; Testudinidae
Product: zinc finger protein ZFP2-like
Exons: 4
Coding region: 1-1701 (566 amino acids)
Biological process (GO): regulation of transcription by RNA polymerase II
Molecular function (GO): RNA polymerase II cis-regulatory region sequence-specific DNA binding; DNA-binding transcription factor activity, RNA polymerase II-specific
Source: RefSeq, a predicted model, not a curated record